AUGCAUGCUUGUCCUUCACUCCUUCUGUCUGCGCAGAUUAUUUUGCCUGGGUUCAUGCAACAGAUCGUCAACUGCCGCGACGCCAUCGCCCAGGAGUAUCUGAUGGAGUGUAUCAUACAGGUGUUCCCAGACGAGUUCCAUCUACGCUCGCUGUCUGUUUUCUUAGACGGGUGUGCUCAGCUACAGCCGAAAGUCAAUGCUAAGACUAUCCUCAACAGCCUGAUCGACCGCUUAGCUACAUAUGCUCUCACAGACGCCGCCCAGGUGCCCACUGACGUCCAACUAUUCGACGUGUUCUCGAGACAUGUGUCAGAUCUCAUUAAUG
Sphaeroforma arctica JP610 is the source of this 325-nucleotide messenger RNA. RefSeq lists its product as hypothetical. Gene Ontology annotation, biological process: intracellular protein transport; retrograde transport, endosome to Golgi. Lineage: Eukaryota; Ichthyosporea; Ichthyophonida. The record is from RefSeq and is a predicted model, not a curated record. The transcript is spliced from 2 exons. Gene Ontology annotation, cellular component: late endosome; retromer, cargo-selective complex; retromer complex. The annotation marks the transcript as partial.